AUGGGGACGAAAUACGAACACCUCCUUCCUGACGUCAAGGUCGAAUACCGCUCCGAAAAGUGUUCGGAGCGGCUGGAUGGGCGCGCGCUGGACCGUCUGGGGCCGGGAAGCUGGGUGGGCGACACGGUCGUCAACUUCUUCGCGUUGCUUCUGCAGCGUGAGCUGUUGUCGCCGGAGCAACAGCGUGCAGUCUACAUCUACAACUCCUGGUUCCUGCCGAAGCUGUCGCUGCGGGAGAUUCGCGAGCAGGCUCCCGAACGUGAUGUGGCCGAACAGCUGGGCCGGAGCCACUCCGGGGAGAAGGGAGCGGUGCCGUUUGGGGGGGGCGAAUGGGCUGCAUAUUUCGAACAGGCGUACGGAGGCGUGAAGAAGUGGACGGGGGGCGUGGACAUCUUCCGCAAGCGGUACUUGUUGAUGCCGUGGUUCAAGGACUCGCACUUCGCGCUGAUCGUGGUGUGCUUUCCGGCGCACUUCGCGGUCCGCCCGGCCCAAGAUCAGGGCGCGGAGCCGACACAGCCGCCUGACGCAGGGGGCAAGGAGCUAACACUCCUCUACAUCGACUCGCUGGCGGGACGGGAUGUGCCACAACACAUUGGGCGCUGGGUCCAGGGAUACCUGCGAUUCGCGUGGGAUGAAUCAGCGAAGACACAAGGCAGCUACGCGUGCGAGUGGACAGAGCAGCAGCGCGGGCAGGGCCCCGCCGCAAAUUCUCCGAUCUUCACGCACGGAUCGCUGUACGACAUGGAGAGACGUCGAUGCCCGGCGCAGCCGAACGGCGUCGACUGCGGCCUCUACAUGCUGGCUAACAUGGCCAUGUUCGGCAUGACCUGCCCGGACGACUUGUCGCCGCCGUACCCGGCGUUCCUCACGGAGCGAUGGUAUCCGAAUGAGCUCGUGGCGGGCCUGCGCGCCCUGCUGUUCCAGGACGUCGCCCUCCGCCUGCACGCAGAGACGGCACGGAUGCGAUCGGAUUCGGAUGCGAUGGAGGCCAAGUGUCUGGAGAUCCGCGAGGCGCUGUGCGAUGGAAUCGAAGAGGCGCUGCGCUGCGCGCUAAAGCAGACGUCGCCCGCAAGGUGGCGGAAGCUGCCGAUGCGAGGUGAUGCGCAGGAUCGCGCGCUGCAGUUCCGGGCAUACUUCGCGGAUGAGAUCGCACGGCUGCAGGGCAGCGGGAGCUGA
Messenger RNA from Pedinophyceae sp. YPF-701, 1176 nucleotides. NCBI's taxonomy places the organism in Eukaryota, Viridiplantae, Chlorophyta, Pedinophyceae. The record is from the annotation of a GenBank genome assembly.